AUGGCUAAUAUUUCUACUCCAUGUUCGCCCCCUUUCCAUGUCAUUGCCCUUGAUAUGGACGGUACGCUACUUAACCCCGAUCAUGAAAUUACGGACUUCACAAAGAAGACGAUACAGGAUGUAGUGGCAAAGUACCCGACACAAGUGUUUGUUGCAUUGGCCUCUGGACGGCAUUAUGCUGACUUAAAGCCCAUCUUAGACAGUUUAGAGCUACCAGAGGAAAGUGGAGCCAUCAUAGCGUGCAAUGGUGCCUGCGCUUACGCUUUCAACACCAACAAUGCGUUUAAUGAGAAAGACAAAGUAAACGAGGAACAAAAAGUGCACCCAGACAGAAAACUCAAGUGUGAUUUGAUUCAAAUUCGGAAUGUGUGUAUUCCACCAGAAAGCGUUUGUCAGGUUCUGUCCAUGUGGUUGAAUUUUGAUAAUAAAGAUAUAAACCUUCAUAUUUAUCAGAAUGAUCAUUGGUUAUGUGCUAUGGAAGAGAAAGAAAUUUUGGAGUACUCGAAUAUCAGUGGGUUUGUAUACGAACUAUGCAAUCUAUCGGAGCUGGUCCAAGCUUACAAUGAGCACCAAAAGCUGAGUCUGGGAGCAUGCGGUGAUGAUUCAACAAGCGAUGGCUACAAUAGCACAAGCCCCAUUAAUCCCCUUGAUGGCAUACCAAAGAUCUUCGUAUCAAGCAAAAAUCCUGAGCUGUUAGCAGAAUUCAGGUCUCGCGUUCAGGCUGCAAUUCCUUGUCUCAGUCUCACGUUUUCCAGCAAGUGCUUCCUUGAAAUUAUGGGGACAGAUGUCUCGAAGUUUACCGGAUUGCAGUCCCUCAUGCCGCAUGUACAGGCUUACGCCGCGACGAAAAAGAGUGUGGGGGAUUCCAAGGAUAAUAAAACCGGCAAAACAGAGGGCCAAAGCGAGGCGCCUUGGACGGUAGAAUCGGUGUGCCUUGCAUUUGGCGACAAUGAGAAUGAUGUAUCAAUGAUAAGGAAUGCCGCAAGGGGGUGUCUAAUGGGAAACGGCCCAGAGGCUCUAAAGGAGAGCCUGAAAAAUGAUGUAGUGGUUGUUGGCACUAAUUAUGAGGAUGGCGUGGCCCAUGAGCUCAAGAAAAUUUUUAAUGUUUGA
Phytomonas sp. EM1 is the source of this 1110-nucleotide messenger RNA. The record is from the annotation of a GenBank genome assembly. Lineage: Eukaryota; Euglenozoa; Kinetoplastea; Trypanosomatida; Trypanosomatidae.